Messenger RNA from Heterobilharzia americana, 1254 nucleotides. NCBI's taxonomy places the organism in Eukaryota, Metazoa, Platyhelminthes, Trematoda, Strigeidida, Schistosomatidae. The record is from the annotation of a GenBank genome assembly.
AUGUCACAAAAAGGAUCAUCAUCAAAUGCUUCCAUUCAUCGAAGUCUACAUAGUGAUGAACAGUGCAAAAAUCGUUACUACCUACAUCAUCAUGGACCUGGUCAUCAUCAUGGUCGUUCAUUAAGUUCAUUUAAACAACACAUGUCUAGCAGUACAUUGGGACACUUUAUGCACAAUACAAGUCAAAAAACCUUGAGUAAUAGCCAUAAGUCAACUCAUCAAUUUAAAUUCUCUAGCGCCGGCAGCUUGAUAACUGGUCGUUCAAGUUUAGGAAAAGAAUCCAUUCACAAGUCUGAUGGUGAUGAGACAGUUUUUGAAGUACUUCUUAAGGGACAUGUAUUUGUACGUGCAACUUGUUCAAGACUUCUAGUGAUACAUAAUAAGGAUCUUUGUCAAGAACAACUUACCAGAGUUUGCCCUGCUCUGGAACUCGGAAUUAUUGGUUGGGGUGAAGGAAAUUUUUCAAUCAAAUUCGAUGAAAAUCCACCAAUAGAUUUAGAAUUCGUAUUUCUAUCUGGCUUACCCGGACUUCAAUCUAAUAAAUGUUUUGAAUGUGGACGUGUUUUAGAUCCACGUGGUGGGCGCGAGGUGAAAUUGGAUCCAACACUGAGCAAAUUUAUUGAGUCUUCUGAUAAUCAUUCUAAAUCAGCGAAAGGAACUAAAUCACACAUAGAAGUCAUUUCACAUUUACGACGUGUUCGUUCUCAUCACCAAUUUAGUCAGGUAACCAGUGUUCCUGAUGCGAGAGCUGUCCGUGUUUGUCAUAUCACUGGAAAAUAUUAUUGUGAACGCUGUCAUUGGGACGAUUCUUGGUAUGUCCCAGGCUCAAUAUUCCUUUUAAAUGACGUCUCUAAGCAUCCUAUUAGCCGUUCAGCUUAUAUAAAAUUACGCGUAAUAUGGGAUUCUAUUGUAUUACGAGUUCCAUCUUACUGGCACGAAGAUAACCUGGAAGCCGCAAAAGUGUAUAAAAUCCGUAGUAAACUACAUCACAUUUUACGCUAUACAAUGUUGUGUUCAGAGGCAUCGUCAAUAAAGGCUACUGCAGAGCUUACAGAUCCAUCUCAUUUGCUUGGUCACCCUGAGUAUUUUCGAAUGUGUGAUGUCGUUGAAGUAAUGAAUGGGACACUUUAUCCAAGGCUAGAAAAAUACCUGAAGACAUGGUUAGAACAUAUGUCACAUUGCUCAAUCUGUGAAGAAGCUCAAAAGUCUGUGGGAACAGAAGGUGCGAUAUGGAUCGGAGAUAAACUUACUUGA